GGCAGAUACAGCCCUCGGGAUUCUUUCUAGCUUUUCCACUGCAGCUGACUGUGCAUCAUAUAAACCCUCCAGAAUCUCCCACUUGUUUCCCAUUUGGAACUCAUGGACUCCAGAAACGCUUCUGGCACCAGUGCCACCAAUGCCUUUCGAGAACAGGUCCAGCGCCUUACCAAUGAGAAUGUUCAGCUGCAAGACCGCAACGAAAGGCUGUACGCCAGGCUCGGGGAGCUGCAGGAGAAGACAGGGCAGCUGGCCGGGUCGAAGACUGCGCUGUCAUCAAGGCUGGUCCGCAGCGAAGAAGAGAAACUGAAGAUUUCCAAGGACCUGGUUGAUUUCCAGAUCGAGAGCAACAAAAUGAGAGAGCAAUACGAGGAGGAAUGUUUUGAACUGAGGAGCACGAUCCUGGCCUUGGAGAAUCGUAUUCUGGCAGUCGAGCUCCAUGACGAGAAGACCAGCGGGGAGCGGGACGCCUUGCGGGAACGGCUGCAGGCCUUAGAGGCGAACCACAAGGAGCUGGCGGAUGAAUACCUGGUUCUGAAGAGCAAUUAUCUGGCGCUGAGCGGGGAGCACGAGCAGGAAGUCACCAAGAAUGAAGAGCUGAGUCUAGAGCUACUCAACUUGGCCGGCACUAGGACUUCUCACCCUUGCGGGCGGAAUUACAGCCCCCAGGCCCGCGGCCAAGCCGACGAGCCUUCUGCCGAACUGGAACGGGUGCGCGCUUUGGUCCACCGUCUCUCUGCCCGCAAAGUGAAGCCAGAAGAUGUGAUUGCUUCAGAACACGAACGUCGGAAAUUGGAGAAAACGCUCUUUGGAAAUCAAGACCACAUCGCCGCAGAGAUGGAAAAGAUGAAGGAAAUGUACAAUUCCCAGCAACAAAAACUGGAGGAGAGAAUGGUGGCCAUGGGCAAAGAGCUACAGGAGGCCAAGAAAGCAAUUCGGAACACCCAGCACAAGCUAGCGGAACAGUCAGCGGUUCUCCUCAGCUCCCAAAACCAGCUCCAAGAAGUUGAGGCUGAGAAUUCCUGCCUCCAGACGCAGCUGAAGGAGUUGAAUGAAGAGUACCGAUCGCGGCUUGUGCAGUACGUCACGGAUCUGGCGGCGUACAUGGACAGUAAGUCUGCAGAGAAGAUGGGGCCCGGGAAAGCCCCAUCGGAAGCGGCUCACAUGAAGCGUUUCGUGGACAGCAUGCUGAAGGACAUCCGGGCUUCGUACAAGUCUCGGGAGGAGCAGCUGGCCACGGCGGCCCGGGGCUACAAGAAACGCCUGCAGAACCUGGUGAAGACCCACGAGAACCUGCUGAUUGCAUACAGGAUGCAGCGCGAACAGAUCCGGUUGCUGGGUAGUGAUGAAAUGGACGCUGGCCCGCCGGAGCACCACCUCGCCAUUACAGACGCAGAGCUGCUGUCCAGCACCUCUCAAGAGCUGAACCGGCUGCGGGAAGACAAAGCCAGGCUGGAGGGCGAGCUGCACGAACUGCAGACGAAGGUCAAGUUCAGUGAAAACAGCGCAAGGACUUCACCUCCACACAUGCUGAAUGAAGGCUGGGCGGAGCUUAGGAAGCAGCUUCGAGAGUUCACGCACACCGUGCAGGAAGAUCUGGAGAAAGAGAGGAGCCAGCUGCUGACACGGGCGAUGGUUGCAGAAGAGCAGGUGGCCGAACUGCACGAGUAUGUGGAUAAGCACCUUGUGAGGUACAAGCAAGAGAUUGUGAGGCUGAGGAAGCUCCUGGGAACAGAUGGACCCCGAGCACUGAGUGCGGGAGCUGCCGACAUUCCACCGAUUUUGAAACCCCAAAGGAAUCGGAGCAAUGAAAUGUAGUG
Molecule: messenger RNA, 1820 nt
Organism: Heteronotia binoei (common prickly gecko)
Lineage: Eukaryota; Metazoa; Chordata; Lepidosauria; Squamata; Gekkonidae
Gene: CCDC78
Product: coiled-coil domain containing 78
Exons: 15
Coding region: 103-1818 (571 amino acids)
Cellular component (GO): cytoplasm
Source: RefSeq, a predicted model, not a curated record